CCAAGUCCCACCCCCAAAAGUUCCUGAACUUUGAAAAUGAAAAGAAUUUUUACCCAGAACUUCAUUUAGACCCUAUUCCCUGUGAUUGAAUCACCACCCCAAAGUCCCUAGUUCCUGGGGAAAGUUCCUGCAGAAAUGCGGCUUAAGCAAUUCCUACCCUACCAGUUUCGGGACGGGCAUGGCAGCAGGCUCUGGCUCUGGGAUGGACUAUUCUACAGGCUCUAGAUCUGGCUUAGAGUUUAUGGUGGGCUUCAGCUUGGAGUCCGUGGCGGGUUCUCACUCAGACUCAGGGUCCGUGGUGGCUGGUAUUACCUCUGGGGUUGGGGCGCUCUCUGGAGGAACUGGACCUGGAAUGAGGGGAAUGGUCAUGAAGGUGGUGGAGUAUAGGAGGAACCAGCCAGCCAGCCACAUUGCAUACUCAAUGUACUGGAGAAUCGGCCAACUGGAGUUCACUAUAUGGACUGCAGGAGGUGGUUAUCGAGCCCACUCCAACAGCAUGUACUUAUCCAGAGGAACUGAUGACACAGAUCUAUGAAGUCCCCCACAAAAUCGGUGACCCCCUUGAUACAGGGACAUGAGUUGGUUCUCUGGGUGGAGGAAGGCAGCUGCUUGGCCCAUAUUGUGGUCUUUUAUUCUUCUGUCAUGUUUGACACAAGGAUGAGCAGAGGCGAGGAUUUUUGCAGCAGUUUCAGAAACAAGAUAAUUCAGCGGAUGACAAAGAACACAGAAGUACUAAAUGCAGAACAUCCAAACACAUAUGAUAACCAAAAAUGAGUGCACAACUGAGAAGGGUAUAAAUAUACAGGGUUAUAAUGGUGGGAUGUCCCUAUAAGCUUUACAUACUGCUAGUUUUGUCUGGUAUUUUUUUCGGGUAUUACAUGCACUCACAAAGUUUGCAUACUCUGCAGUGUGCACAAUAGCCUAUAAUAUACACUGCAAGUGAUGCUAUUCUAAUCAUAGCCACAGACCCAAGUGUUUAUAGUCUGUUAGCAAUUAGUGCAAUGCUCAAAACAAGUGAACCGGUACUGCUCAUAAAAUCCUCAUUAAAGACACAGAACAUCCCAACUAAGAAUAAAGGAUAUUAAUACUAUUCUCUCACAUUUGGGCACAUGUUUGUUUUAUUAAUAGAAUGUAGCUUUGAUUAGGUCUAAAAUGAAGAUGCAAUUUAAACAUGCUAAUUAAAUUUAAGCAGUAUUAUGAAUGUUUUUACAUAAUUUAUGACCUCUACGUUGUGGCUGUUCAGAUCUUGUUUGGAUUAGAAAGUGGUUUGAGGUUUGCUAAGAGACAGCACUGAGGAGCCAGAGAAAACCUGAGCUCUGUUCAUCAUGUCAGUUCACGUGUGUACGAUUUUGUACAGAAAUCUUCAGAUUCUCUUUCACACACACUCUCGUAUACAGAGCCCACAGCAUUCAACACGAGUCGAACACCGUAUGACUAAAAAACCUUAUAAACAUGCCAUGAUAUCUCGCUUUCUAUGGUUCUUUAAGGGUAUCGAAAUAACUAUAUAUUUGUGUGUAGACCUCAGACAUAGACCUUUUGUUUUAGCAUGAGUUCUGAUCUAAUAAAUGUGCACAUGCAUGUGAUGAGCAUCUGACCCAGAAUAAAUGGUGCUAUCUGGAGAAAUUGUGGAUGAAAAAUGGAAAACAAGGAUUUCAUGACUGUUAAUUGGAUGCAAGCUUUGACUACAUCCUGUCCUGGAACUCCCAGACGGCUUGAUAAGAGGUGGUUUAUUAUACCUAUGUGACUGUCCUCACUUCUUCUGUUUAUUGCAGAAACAAAAUGGCAACUUUAUUGUGUUUUACAUAUAUAUAUUGGCAAAGAUUACACUCAGAUGGCUCAAUGCAUAAAUCUUCAAUCUGUAAAUUAAUCAUACAUUGCACUCAUAAACCACUCUGUGGUGAUAAACUGAAGCUGUUACCAUGUGAGUGAAUCAACAGUGAGAUAUAUGGGAGCAAACAUCAUUUAGGUUUCAUGUGCAAUAACCAAACAAGGAUUUUGAUAUACACCACUGGGUAACCUCUGAACUUUCUCUCAGAAAAAUCCUAUUAAACUGCACAGCCACAAACCUACAGUUUUAAACAAAUAAUAUAAGAGUCAGUAGCUACCUGUCACCUAACAGCUAUUUAAAAGACCUUAAUAAUGUAACCCAGCAACCAAACACGCGUUACUCUUAUAAACACACUGAACUCCACGCCUCCUGAAACGUGAUUGGAUCUUUUCUGUACGGAAUCUAAUUAGGUUUGCGACCGCUUCAAUCUGAUUGGUAGGCUGUGCUGUCUUUUAAGUUUAUGGGCGUGGCAAUCUGUCCACGCAGUGUAGCGAGAGUUGAGGAGCUGCUGGAGUUUGCGUGCUCAAUCUGGAGAGAGGAGAACUGGAUUAAAACUUUGAAUUGUUGCUCUUAAAAAUAGCUCAUAGAAGCGGCUAUGUCCCAAACCCGUUCUGUCGCCGGGUUUUAUAUAUGGUAACCAAGGACAGAAUGGUGACUGUGCUGACAACAAGGCCAUAAGAGGCCUAACUGCCUUGAUCCAGAAUGGGAAACUCUGAGAGCCAGUAUAGCAUCCAGGGCUCUAGAAGCAAUAGCUUUAUCAUCCCUGGCAGACAGAAACCAUACUCAUUCAAGGCCAACUCUGCCAAAGAAGACAUUUUAUCACCUCUAGGCUUUUUGAAUGCUGGUUCAGGGUUUUCUGCAUUGAAGUCCAGAAACGUAGUUCGUGGCUCCUCCCCGUCAAAGAGCAGAAGCACCUUUAUGUCCCGCCAUUAUGAUUACAUCACCCAUAAACUAAAGAGUGGCGCCAACAGUCAGUGGAAUGGGGUUUCAGAGGACUUGUUGCCUGAUGGCUGCUUGACGUUGCCUUCUGAAAAUGGCUGCUUGUAUGGUGGUCACAAGGAGAAGAGAAAACCCUGUAAUAAUUAUGCCACAAUAAAGAUGCUUGAGAAAAGUCCCAGGUUUGAGGAUAUUGAGGACCAGAGCAGCCCCAGGGUUGUUAUCAAGAAAGACGGUAGUGUACGAGUAGAAUUUAACAACAGUCCAAACAGUGCCCUUAUUUUGGAUGAUAGCACUGGUCCAGUUCAGCUCCUCAAGUUUUCCCCCACCUUAGAGUCCAAUUCUAGCUUACCUGGUGUAACACCCUCAUUAGAAGCCCAUCUUGGAGCUGCUCAGGCAGUUUCCAGCUUCAAGAGCAGUAAAGGUAGCUCUGUGAGCUCAGAUGGCUCCUUGUACGACUUGCCCUGGGGAACCAGUGUCGAUCUUAACGAUUCAGACAAUUCAUCCCCUUACAGUCAAAGACAAAUUUCAACAAACGUUGGGUUUUUGGAUGAGCAGUUUCCUGUCAAUACUACAACCAACCUCUACAAGGAUCCCAGAAUUGCUGCCACCUUCUCUACGGUUAAGGAUUUGCAGUUUUCAAAUGGAAGCCAUUUAAAGCACAGAUCAUCCAUUGUGUCUGUGAUGGAGGAACACUGUUCAGAGGGCGGCCCAGAGGAAAAGCAAUAUUCCUCCUUCACCUUACCUUGUCGAAAACCUAAGCCUUUUGUAGACAAUAAUGGAACGAAAGUGUCCAUCAGGAACAGAUUUAGGCGCAUCAGUGACUGGACUGGAAGUUUGACCAGGAAAAAGAAUAAGUUUCAGGAGCCCAGAUAUAAUGAGGCCGUCGAUUGCUUUGACAGUGGUGUGGAUGGCCUCACUGCAGACACCAGCUCUCCCUCUCAGGUCUCGAGCCUUGUGCUCAAAACCCGCUCUCACUCUCUGUCACUAAAUACCUGCAGCGGCUCUGCUGGUGCCCUUCAUUCAGGUACUGAUGUUUUGCGACAAAACAUCUACAAGAACUUCAUGAGGGAGUUGAAGACUGGUCGGCCUCCAGCAGAAGGUGGACGAGAAGACUGGCGUGAGAGCUCCUCAGAGGAAACUGAGAGCAGUAGUCAGGAAGUCCUAGGGUCUCUGGAGCAGCUGGACUUGCUAUUUGAGAAAGAGCAAGGUGUAGUUAGGCGGGCCGGAUGGCUCUCCUUCAAGCCCUUACUCACUGUACACAAGGACCACAAACUAGAGCUAGUGGGCCGUCGAAAAUGGAAGCAAUUCUGGGUCACUCUAAAGGGUUGCACACUGCUGUUCUAUGAGACCUAUGGAAAAGCCUCUUCAGCCCCAGAGUCUCCAUGCUAUGCCUUGUUAGCAGAGGAUGGUGUAGUCCAGACUGUUCCUGAGCAUCCCAGGAAAGAGAACGUGUUCUGCCUCAGUAACACCUAUGGUGAUGUCUACCUAUUUCAGGCCUCCAACCAAACUGACCUGGAGAACUGGGUAACUGCCAUUCAUUCGGCUAGUGCGUCUUUGUUUGCGAAACGCUACGGGAAGGAGGACACACUGCGUUUGUUACGUGGACAGAUCCGUGGUCUUCUCCAGAAGAUUGACAUGGACGGCAAGAUGAGGAAAAUGGCAGAGCUGCAGUUGUCCAUCGUUGGUGACCCCAAAAAUAGAAAGGCUAUUGAAAACCAGAUCCAGCAGUGGGAACAGAAUCUUGAGCGCUUCAACAUGGACCUUUUCCGCAUGCGCUGCUACUUGGCCAGUCUGCAAGGCAGCGAGUUACCCAACCCCAAGAGCCUCCUCGCCACGGCCAGCCGCCCAACCAAAGCUGCACUCGCCCGUCUGGGAAUCUUCUCCGUCUCCUCCUUCCACGCACUGAUCUGUUCCAGAGACGAGGCCACGAUGCGAAAGCGUUCUCUGUCUCUCUCUCAGCGAGGUCGCAGUAAGAAAGGGGUCUUUUCAUCCCUCAAGGGCCUGGAUACUCUUACCAAGCGAGGACAUGAAAAAAAGCCUUCUGUCUCUCAGGAAUUCGUUGAUUUGAGCUGCUGUUCUUACAGUGGUCUUCCUCAGGUCUUUGACAGUGAUGGUGGAGGACAUCUCAGUACCAUUCCUCCUUGUAAUUUUAAGCGGUUGGGUAGUUUGGCUAAUGUUUACUCAAUCAUGCCACCUGAAGGCAGCCAGUGGGAUUGCAGCCAGGAAAACACAACAUGCGUCUAUAUGCCAAAUUACCAGAGUGUUAUGGUUCUUCUGAAAAGUCAUCACACUGUCAUGGAUGUCUUGGCUGAGACCUGCAGGCUCAUGGGCCUGGACCCCAGCCUGCACUGUUUAAGGCUGAGAAGAUGUGAUGGAGACAUGAUGGAGGUAUCGACACCUUCAGCUGUUGAGCUUCUGCAGAACUUGUCAUAUGACGAAUUGGAGGUCUGCCAACUGAACGUCUACACUCUGCACAUGUCUAGACCCAGUCUAACUGGUGACUUUGGCUUUGCUGUUACAGGCUAUGUAGACAACCUCAAAAACAGCCGUAUCGUUGUCAGUGAAGUUCUCCCUGAUGGGCUUGCUUUCAGCGAAGGUCUGAGGCCCGGUGACGAGAUCGUGGUUCUGAACGGUUGUGAGGUGUCUUCUCUGGACCUGGCUCUGAUACAGACUUUAUUCAACGAUCAGAGUCUGCAACUGACCGUGAAACGCCAUCCGCCCUCCAUUCGCCGCAGUUCAGACACUGUAAACAGAAAGUCUCUGCGUAGGGAUAACCUCCAAAACCACCAAAGAGCCAAGUCCUCAACAGAUGUGUCCUGUGUGACAGAACUCUUAGGCUUGGCUGUAGAUGAUGGUCUUCAGGAUCCAUUCAACAACCACCGAACAGUUCAGCACAGCAAGAGCGUGGACACAGUGUGUUCGCUGUACAACUCCUUCCAGGAAGGCUCUGGAGGUCUGAUGGAGGGCCAGGAGGAGCACACGGGGCCGGAGGUCCCCAUGCUCAGGCCCUGUCCGCGUCAUAUGUCUGCCACAGAGAGACUGCGCAAGGUCAUCCAGGAAUUAGUGGACACCGAGAAAUCCUACGUAAAGGACCUUAACUGCCUGUUUGAGAUUUACCUGAAGCCCCUACAAAAGGAGACCUUUCUCAGCCAAGACGAGAUGGAAAGUCUUUUUGGCAGCCUUCCAGAGAUGCUGGACUUCCAGAAAGUUUUCCUGCAGACCCUGGAGGAGAAGAUUAGUUCCUCCCCCAACUUCAACACGCUCGAGACCCCUGUGCAAUUCAAGAAGCUGCUCUUCUCACUGGGUGGUUCGUUUCUGUAUUAUGCAGAGCACUUCAAACUUUACAGCGGCUUUUGCGCCAACCACAUUAAAGUGCAGAAGGUUCUGGAACGAGCCAAAACAGAUCGAUCCUUUAAGGAGUUCCUCGAUGCAAAAAAUCCAACCAAGCAGCACUCAACCACACUGGAGUCUUACCUGAUCAAGCCGGUGCAAAGAGUGCUGAAGUACCCCCUGCUGCUCCGCGAGCUGGUGUCUCUCACGGACACGGACAGUGAGGAACACUACCACCUCACAGAGGCACUUAAGGAAAUGGAAAAAGUUGCGAGCCACAUCAAUGAGAUGCAGAAGAUCUAUGAGGACUAUGGUGCAGUAUUUGACCAGCUGGUAGCAGAGCAAAGUGGCUCUGAGAAAGAGGUCACAGAGAUUUCUAUGGGACAGUUCCUCAUGCAUUCCUCUGUGAUCUGGCUCAACCCGCUCCCGUCGCUGGGCCGUAUGAAAAAGGACCCUGAGCUGACUGUUUUUGUUUUUAAGAGAGCUGUGAUACUGCUGUACAGGGAGAACAGCAAAGUGAAAAAGAAGAUGCCAACUUCAAGAUCAGCCCAUGCAGAUCAGGAUCCAUUCAAGUUUCGCUGGCUCAUUCCCCUGUCAGCACUGCAGGUUAGACUGGGCAAUACUGCAGACACAGACUGCAUCUGGGAGCUGAUCCACACCAAAUCACAAAAAGAGGGCAGGCCGGAGACGGUGUUCCAGCUGUGCAGCAGCACUCCAGAGUGCAAAGUCAACAUCAUCCGGGUGAUGCGUUCCAUCCUGCGGGAAAACUUGCGUCGAAACAAGCAAAAAGUUGAGCAGCAGUCGGAGAGAGUCUGUAAAAAGCGUCUUAGUCCCCUUCGGAAAACUCUGCCAGCUUCUGCUAAGCUAGGUUCUUCUCGACCGUUUUUGCUCUCCAGACUGCCUUCAAAUGACAGUUCCAACCCCAACAAUGAUCCAUUGAGGCCAGACUCGGAUUCAGCCAGUGUAAGCAGUGGAACCACCAGCAGUGCCAGCGCUCCUCUGGAUCAGCUGUCACAGAGUGGCCUCAAAGAAUCCAACAUCAUCAGUGAUGAGGACGAGGAGAACAACGAUCAGCACGAGUGGCGAGGCAAUCCCAGUGCUAUCGAAGCCCAGUUCUGCAGGCUUCAGCUGACCGAGGAAGCCUCCCAGGCACCUGCUCCCUGUGUGCAGCCGGAGAGCGGAGAAGUGGACACUCCAGAAAGGCGGUCUUCUCUAAAGCGAGCUCACUUCGGCGCGGUCAAACGCAAGCCUGGCAGAGGCACGGGUAGCCUCAGACGCAGCCCGGCGGCCCUGCUGAACAUGCGUCGACACAGCCACUCAUUGGACAGCCAGACAGAGAUGAUGGCAAAUAAUGUUGACCUUAACUCACUACUGGAGAAGGAGUUCAGCGUGCAGAGCCUGACCUCUGUUGUCAACGAGGAUUUCUUCUAUGACAACACCACGGAGGCAAAGAACGCGGCAGCUUCAUAGGAUCACAUGGCCACCUCAGAACAAAGCUUAGCAUGGCUUCAACACCUAUAUGCUUGAUCUGGUGUGGAGCCACAUUAUCCCAUGCAGCCUUUCCAAAGCUAUCAGCCAAUUUAAGAAAGCAAGUGAAGGCCAGUCAAUGCAGAGUCUUAUUUCCAUCUUUUGUGGAACCACAGUUUGACAGACCUUUAAUAAGAUGGUGUUAAGCAUUGCGUCCUCCAUGAUCCACAGCACUAAUUUACUGAACUGCCCACAUAGCAACUGUUUUGCACCAGAGAACCAAAUUACUGGUCUUAGUUCCGCUGUGUAAGAAGGGCAAAGGCAUGUGUGUUUUCCCACACGUAUACAUAUUAAGAGCUACGAAACCGAAUUUUGUCAGGUUUUUAAUUUUGCCUUGUGUUUUGGACACUACAAAUAUUUCUUGCUUUAAAUAUAAGCAUUGCUUUUAUCAUGGAUUUGCUUUGUAUAAAACGUUUUAUUUAUUAGCAAGUUUUUAUAAAUAUUUCAUUUUAAUAGAAAUCCAAAAGUUUGGGUUGAGGAUUUGAUAAACCACCCAUGAUACUUUCUCCUUCGCUAUAACAAAGUGGUCAGCUGUAAACAUUCGAUCAGGAAUUUAAAUGUGCUAUGCUGGAAAUGUACCUCUGAAAUAAAGCCUGCAGUUGUCCUUUUUUUUAGAAUGUUCAAAUGUGUAAAUAUUAUUUUUUCAUGGAUUACUGUGACUUAAUUUUAAGAGUUUAUAUACGUUUGACACUUCACAGUCAAAAACUGUAAUAAAAGGUGUCUGAUUGUUGUUAUUGGAUUAUUUUUGUCCUAAUGACUUUCUGUAAUCUGCAAAAAAGCACAAACUUUGUUUUUCUGUUUGAUAAACAAAGUAAUAAAGUGCAUACAUUGAGAAAUGACACAAAUGAAUCACACUUUCAGCAUUCAAUUUGAACAUUAAAGGGUUAGUUCACCCAAAAA
This is a messenger RNA of Megalobrama amblycephala (Wuchang bream), 8524 nucleotides long. It is a transcript of the gene tiam2a, whose product is annotated as TIAM Rac1 associated GEF 2a. Gene Ontology annotation, molecular function: protein binding; guanyl-nucleotide exchange factor activity. The record is from RefSeq and is a predicted model, not a curated record. Gene Ontology annotation, biological process: positive regulation of axonogenesis; activation of GTPase activity; small GTPase-mediated signal transduction. The coding region runs from base 2531 to 7567 and encodes 1678 amino acids. Gene Ontology annotation, cellular component: membrane; synapse. The transcript has 28 exons. NCBI's taxonomy places the organism in Eukaryota, Metazoa, Chordata, Actinopteri, Cypriniformes, Xenocyprididae.